GCGUCCCUGCGUGCGGGAGCCGACAGCUGGAGCUUUACCGAGGUGGACGGUCGUGUGAGCGGCUAUAGAUGGAGCCUCGGGGCCUGCUCGCACUGACAGUGCUGGCCGCAGCAUCAGCGGGAGAGCUGGAGGCGGAUGGCGGCUGGAAGACGGACCACUCCGAGCAGAUGGUUGGCAAAGGGCCCUGCAACGUGGAAGUGAGAGACUCUUUGACCUAUUCUGAAUUUGUUCACAGGUAUGCAUAUUCCAAGCCAGUGAUUAUCCGAGGAAUCACACAGAAUGAGCAAUUCCGGGCUCUCUGUUCGAAGCAAAGUCUCCUGCAGGAGUUUGGAAAUCGGCUGGUGAGACUGAGCACAGCAAACACUUACUCCUAUCAGAAAGUCGAUGUUCCUUUUAAAGAAUAUGUUGAGCACAUGAUGAAGCCUCAAUCUUUGGAUUCUUUGGGUAGUGAUACAUUCUAUUUUUUUGGAGAUAACAAUUUUACAGAGUGGGACUCGCUCUUCAGGACAUAUGUCCAGCCUCCAUACCAGCUACCGGGGACCACAGGAGCUUACAGCUUCGGGAUCGCAGGUGCAGGCACAGGAGUGCCAUUCCACUGGCAUGGAGCAGGAUACUCCGAAGUUAUAUACGGACGAAAGCGCUGGUUUCUUUACCCACCAGAAAAAACACCAGAAUUUCACCCAAACAAGACCACACUCUCAUGGAUGUUCGACACAUACCCAUAUUUAACAGAAGUGGACAAACCCAUGGAGUGCACCAUUCACCCAGGAGAGGUGUUGUAUUUUCCAGAUCGUUGGUGGCAUGCAACCCUUAAUAUCGACACCAGUGUCUUCAUUUCCACAUUUUUAGGAUGAACUCAGAAAAUUCAUAUGUCUCGCCAUUUUCUUUCAGCCCUCCCUGAAUCUACACUGAAUUGAGAGACCAUAAACCUCCUUCCAAAGCAACAGCCCUAAAUGGACAUAACAAUGUGCACAAUUGGAAAAAAGCCAUUGCAGUCCAUCUAGCUGGGAGGUGUUCAUGGCAUCAAUAUGGUUAAGAAGGAGCUUUCCGUGUCCAAAUAUAUCUGAGUCUGUACUCCCCUUCCCCUUUCUUUUUGGGGUGGGUUGGGGUGUAUGGAGGAGAAAGAGUUUGCAAAAAUUUUCCAAUGGUCUUUGUGUUUGGCUCAGGAAUGUUGCUCAGGGUGCUGCUUUGGGACCAGGUCAAGCCCUUUGACCUCAACAGAAUCCAUUAAAAACACUGUUUGAAGCAAAGUCUCUGCAGAUGAACAUAAAGGUGACCAGAGACUCUUAAGAGAUGUCAGCACUAAUAUACACAGAUGGAACUGACUGACUGACUGACUGAAGAAAAUACUAGUCACUAUCAAUAUCAGGUUAUUAUUCCAAUGCAGGAAUCCAAACUGGUAAACCAGAGGUGUCUAACCCAUGAGUAAUUAGUGUUAACUGUGUACAAAGUAACUAAAUGAUUCCCACGGGCAGUAGAAUUGUUGCAGAUAAUAACCUGAAUCUUCCAAGCAGCAGCAAUGCUGUGUGCUUUGUUGCUGUGCAUGAACGUUCUCCCGAAUUAACACAUUUUUUCCAGGAUCUUCCAAUCCCAGCUGUCAAAGAAUUGCAUAGCACAGUGUCCCUGAGGAGCUCUGUCAGGGCAGAGUAGAAUCAGGGGAAGUGAGGACGACACCCCCCCCCCCCCCCCCCCCACUCCUUUUUAUUUUUACAACAUUAGCUGCUAUAUUCGGGGAAGUUUAAAGGUCCAGUCUUUGUGUGGGUGAAGUGGGGAGGUAGGGGUGGAAUAUUGUGGAGUUACCCAGGUUUUAAACUGUCUAACAUUUCCUGGGUAACUAUCCAGUUACAUCAUGUGGAUCUGUCCCAAGUCUCUGACUCUAGCUCAGAGCUGGAGUCAUUCGUAGAGGAUCCUGAGGAGCAGGAGAAUUGCCCAUCGGAAGUUCAAACUUCCCGAGCAAUUCCUACGUCGGUCUGUGUGUCUGGACUUUCGCGGGGUCCUGAUAUGUUUCUUCCAACGUGUGUCUGGUCUCCACUGAUCCAGAGACUGGAUGAUUUGGGUCAUUAUGCUGCCUGCUAAUUUAUGAAUAUUUCCUAGCAGCAUUUCCUUUGACUUUCAGGAAAUGAAAUGCAUUCACUUGCUGUGGAAAUUGUGAACAGGGGCCACCUGGUGGGAUCCAUUAAAACAAGACAUAAAAUAAAAUAUGCCUUCCGUUAGCAAUGAUUAAAUGCAUUAUCCUGAUAAUGUACUUCAACACACAUAGGCCUAGCUGUUCUGUGCUCUCUACCUUUCUUAAUGUUGGGUAACUUGUAUUAUGCCUUUUACUAGAUUAGCAUCAGUGACCUGAGUCUAUUGUAUUUUUCAACUAUGCAAAACUGAUCAUAUUCCAGAAAUGUGCAUUUUGCACACCUCCCAUUCUCAGCAGUAUUCAGGGCAAGCAACUUUGUAAACUACCAAGACAAAAAUUGGACUAACUGGGAGAAACAGUUGUAUUAUACACAGCAAUAUUUUUAUCUGCCAGACAGGUGCCUUAAGUAUUUGUCAAAUCAGUCAUGUUAUUACAGUAAUCUCUGCAGAAAUCAUAUCUAGAUCAGGGAGUAAUUCACCAAUCCUGGGUGCAACUGUAAUUGAAGGGACCACAGCUUAGAGAUAAGACUACGUUGUUCUAGCACCAGUUCUGACCCAAAUCUGCUUUGACACUGCCACAAUGGAGUGAGAAAAAUGUCUGCAUGUCUUGUUCCAGCAAGGAUCAAAAUUAACUAAAAUAAAUGCAAAAUACUAUGGAUGCUGGAAAUUGAAAUAAAACCAGAAAAUGCUGGAAUUACCCAACAAGUGAGGCAGCACCUGUAGAGAGAGAUUCAUGUUUCAGGUCAGACCUUUCUUCAACAUUGCAAUGGUGGUGAGGGUGGGUGGAAGUCACUACGUGUGUGUGUACUUUGUCCACCAUCUAUGAUCCCUGAAAAACCACUUUUGUCCAUUUUGUACAAAUUAAUCUAUGUCAAUGUUUAUUGAUCCUUUAAUUUGUGAUAGGCUAAUUAUUAAUGAAGCUGCAGCGAGAUGUGGAAGUUGUAAGUUCUGCAGCCUUGAUCAAACAGGAGUGAUGUUUAUACGUACAUGAUUAGAUGCAGAAUUUGGGAUCUUUCCAUUCACUUUAUUUUAAUGGCUUUCAAUAAUGUCAAGUGUAGGGUGACUACUUGAUGUACUCCAGAAUUAUUUCACAUAAGGAUAGAUUAUUGAAAAAAAAAGUGUAAACUUUCAAGUUAAAGUAGAAUCACAACA
Messenger RNA from Carcharodon carcharias (great white shark), 3276 nucleotides. It is a transcript of the gene jmjd8, whose product is annotated as jumonji domain containing 8. The transcript has 9 exons. The coding region runs from base 69 to 854 and encodes 261 amino acids. The record is from RefSeq and is a predicted model, not a curated record. Gene Ontology annotation, cellular component: cytoplasm. NCBI's taxonomy places the organism in Eukaryota, Metazoa, Chordata, Chondrichthyes, Lamniformes, Lamnidae.